This is a messenger RNA of Pyricularia grisea, 1108 nucleotides long. RefSeq lists its product as uncharacterized. The coding region runs from base 204 to 983 and encodes 259 amino acids. NCBI's taxonomy places the organism in Eukaryota, Fungi, Ascomycota, Sordariomycetes, Magnaporthales, Pyriculariaceae. Gene Ontology annotation, molecular function: RNA polymerase II CTD heptapeptide repeat phosphatase activity. The record is from RefSeq and is a predicted model, not a curated record. Gene Ontology annotation, cellular component: mRNA cleavage and polyadenylation specificity factor complex; nucleus. Gene Ontology annotation, biological process: termination of RNA polymerase II transcription. The transcript has 3 exons.
CUGACAUUGACAUCCAAUUCCUCCUUUCCAUCGCACAUUUCGCUCCUCUUCCAGUAGCGAACUGGUACUGCUCAAUGAGCACCAGAUCACGGACCUAAUGAGUCCAUCUCCAACACCGUAUCGCCAGCUACGCUCUUAGCGAAGUUUGGUCGCGUAGAAGCUGUCAUCGUCGGGGUUUCGGGUGAAAAUCCCGAACCACAGUCAUGGAACAUCCGCAAAACGAUGCGGUGGGCGGAUUGAGCCAGAAUAAUGCGGUGGUUGAGAAGCCACGCGACGAUGGCUUCAAGCUGAAGUUCUGCACCGUCUGCGCGAGCAACCAGAACAGAUCGAUGGAAGCUCAUCUGCAGCUCUCCAAGGCAAACUAUCCGGUCAUUUCAUUCGGCACAGGCUCCCUUGUCCGCCUGCCCGGCCCGACUAUCACACAGCCCAACGUCUACAAGUUCAACUCGACGUCGUACGAUGCUAUGUACAAGGAGCUCGAAGGCAAGGACCGCAGACUAUACACGGCCAACGGGAUUCUAAACAUGCUUGAGCGGAACCGUAACGUCAAGCGCGGGCCCGAGCGCUGGCAGGACUGGCAGAUCGGGAUCCCGCGGCUGGAGCACGCCAGCGACAGGGGCAGCGAUGGUACUGAGGCCGGGGUUGUGGAUGUUGUCUUUACCUGCGAGGAGAGGUGCUGGGAUGCGGUGGUUGAGGACCUGCACGCGCGGGGGUCACCGUUGAACCGACCGGUUCACGUUAUCAACGUUGACAUUAAGGAUAACCACGAGGAGGCGGCUGUUGGGGGCCAAGGGAUACUGGACCUUGCAAACUCCCUGAACAAGGUUGCGGCCGAGGAGAGAGACAAGAUUGGUGCGGCCGGAUUUGAUGGCGGUAGUGCGGCUGCCAGGUCUGGUUUCGACGACAGAGUCGCCGAUGUGUUGGCAGAGUGGCAGGCAAGGUGGCCGAAUUUGCCUGCCACCUGGACACUGGCUUGGUUCUAAAAUCUGGGCCACAGGAUCUGAAGCUGGCCUGUCCAAAGCAUGAUUUGAUUUUACGAUAGCAAUAUGACCUUCGAAAUGAUACCCGAUUUCCAUUCAUAUACCUGCAGCCAUUGAGGAGAUGAGCC